Molecule: messenger RNA, 507 nt
Organism: Lichtheimia ornata
Lineage: Eukaryota; Fungi; Mucoromycota; Mucoromycetes; Mucorales; Lichtheimiaceae
Exons: 2
Coding region: 1-507 (168 amino acids)
Biological process (GO): regulation of transcription by RNA polymerase II
Molecular function (GO): RNA polymerase II cis-regulatory region sequence-specific DNA binding; DNA-binding transcription factor activity, RNA polymerase II-specific; protein dimerization activity
Source: RefSeq, a predicted model, not a curated record
AUGGAUAAAACCAUCAUCAUCCCUCAUGACGCAUCCUCGCUCCAGCCUGAUUAUCUCCAAUGUGAUGCCAUCCAUAUCCCAUAUACCGAGGAAUACCAUGAGAAUACCAAGAAACGAAGAUCCUCCUCUCUUUUGUCGUUGCAUCUUAGAGAAUCCAGUAUCAGCAGCAGUAGUGAUGAUGAAGAUGGUGUCUCACUCUCCUCUUCCACCUCCAAACGUAUCAAGAAGAUCUUGAAUGAAGUCGAGAAACGAGCAAACCACACAGCUUCUGAACAAAAGCGACGUAACACCAUCCGUGCAGCACUCAAUGACAUGACCCAACUUGUGCCUGGUCUGCAAGAAUCCAAUAUCAACAAGAGCACCAUCCUUUUCAAAGCUGCAGAAUACAUCCAUCACUUGAAUCGUCGCAAUCGUCGCUUAAGGGAACGGAUAGCUGAACUCCACCACAAAGCAGGGUACCCCUCACCCUAUCCAAGCAUCAAUGUCCCCGCCGAUCAAGAAAUAUGA